AUGUUAUAUUAAAUGCUAAUGUGGGAAUGAAGUUGUUUCCAUCGCGGUGUAAAAGCUGGUUUAAGGGGAAGUGGAUGCUUUGUAUUUCAGUUUAACUCAGGCUGUUUGUGGCAGAGGACUCGUGGCGCUAUUAAACACGAAGCCACGGUUUCACGUAGAGGGGCGCGCGCUCGUGUGCGCGCUCACACCGGCUAUUGUGUUUUUUAUCAACAAGGAGACCACCGUGGCCUUGCGGGUAACUGAGCUGGCCAGCUGAACGACAAGGGACUGCUAAACUAUGGCAGACGAACAAGAAAUAAUGUGCAAAUUAGAAAAUAUCCUGGAAAUACGUAACAAGACUGUCCAGAUGCAGAAGAUCAAGUCUCGUCUUAAGAUUGAGUUUGAGGCUCUGGAAUCUGAGGAGAAGCACCUGAAAGAGUACAAACAAGAGAUGGAUCUGCUUCUACAAGAGAAAAUGGCACAUGUGGAGGAGCUGCGGCUCAUCCAUGCAGAUAUCAAUGUGAUGGAGAGCACCAUCAAGCAGUCGGAGAAUGACCUGAAUAAACUUCUAGAAACAACUCGCCGCCUGCAUGAUGAGUACAAACCUCUGAAGGAGCAUGUUGAUGCCCUCAGGAUGACUUUAGGUCUACACAGGCUCCCUAACCUGAACGAAGAAGAGGAGAAGCUCUCCCUGGAUUACUUUGAGAAGCAGAAAGCAGAGUGGCAGAAGGAGCCGCAUGAGCCCACCAUCCCAGAAUCCCUUGCUGCCGCUGCAGCAGCAGCACAGCAGCUUCAGGUGUCCAGGAAGCAAGAUGCGCGCCAGACAGCCACUUUCAGACAGCAACCCCCACCUAUGAAGGCUUGCCUGUCUUGCCACCAGCAGAUUCAUCGUAAUGCUCCCAUCUGCCCAUUGUGCAAGGCCAAGAGCCGUUCCCGUAACCCAAAGAAGCCCAAGAGGAAGCCAGAUGAGUAGAUCCUACUCUACCUUCAGCUUUGUGUUCAAGUGACCACAGACUGGAGAAGAAAGCCCAGACUCAUUUGCUCUGAAUAGUGUUGUGUGUUUUACUUUAAUAGUGAGAAGAAAAUAAAUGGCUGUUUUGUACUAA
Messenger RNA from Micropterus dolomieu (smallmouth bass), 1085 nucleotides. RefSeq names its product zinc finger, C4H2 domain containing (gene zc4h2). The record is from RefSeq and is a predicted model, not a curated record. The coding region runs from base 278 to 952 and encodes 224 amino acids. Gene Ontology annotation, cellular component: nucleus. NCBI's taxonomy places the organism in Eukaryota, Metazoa, Chordata, Actinopteri, Centrarchiformes, Centrarchidae. Gene Ontology annotation, biological process: positive regulation of neuron differentiation. The transcript has 6 exons.